AUGUACGGUGUACACAUGCUUAAUAUGUGGAGAAAUUUGACAUUUUCAAAAGAAAUUAACGUUUUAGCUUUUUGUGAGACUGAGAGGCCUCUUGCUGUGAGGAAAAGGAUGUUUGGUCGUGCUUGGCCUUUUAGAGCUCCUGUGAGAGAUGGGUUAGUUCUGACAUGGCCACAGAUCCUAAAUCGUUCCAGUGUUCCAUGCUUUGAUGAUAGAGUUGCUACUGAAUGGUUGAACAAUGCAGCAGUUAGGAAAGCAAUUCAUGCUGAACAGGAUAGCGUCAUUGGUUCCUGGGAGCUAUGUAAAGGUCUCACAUAUUAUCAUGAUGCUGGAAGCAUGAUCAAGUAUCACAAGAACCUCACUGCUCUCGAUUAUCGGGCUCUUAUUUAUAGUGGAGAUCAUGAUAUGUGCAUUCCAUAUACUGGGAGUGAAGCAUGGACUAGAUCACUUGGAUAUAAAAUUAUAGAUGAAUGGAGGCUUUUGUAUUGCAAUGAGCAAGUUGCCGUGUUAGUUAAAUCAAUUUUUCUUUGCUAUGCCAAAAACCUCACAUUUCUCACUAUAAAGGGCUCUGGACAUACUGUGCCUGAACACAAGCCAGUAGAGGCAUUGGCCUUUUAUAGCUGUUGGUUGGAAGGACAUUCAAUAUGAACAAAUUUGAAGAAUUGGAUACACAAGAGAGCAGUAUUAUUAAUAUCCUCCCUGCAUCUAUUAUCCUUAUGUUGAGUAUGGAAGAAUACAUCCUAAUUUAUCAUGAAUGUACAAAAUCAUUUUUUGAUUAAAAUUCCAAGUUGUCUA
Molecule: messenger RNA, 792 nt
Organism: Macadamia integrifolia
Lineage: Eukaryota; Viridiplantae; Streptophyta; Magnoliopsida; Proteales; Proteaceae
Product: serine carboxypeptidase-like 20
Exons: 7
Coding region: 1-645 (214 amino acids)
Biological process (GO): proteolysis; secondary metabolic process
Molecular function (GO): serine-type carboxypeptidase activity; acyltransferase activity, transferring groups other than amino-acyl groups
Source: RefSeq, a predicted model, not a curated record